AUGGAUCGAACACCAAUCCUCUCCUUUGCCUUCUUGCAGCUCUUGAUAAUCUUGCUGCCAGUACUUCAUCAAACGUGUUGCCGGAAUCCGGUGGCUUCCGCUGCCGGAGGCAAAUGGGCCUUACUUCAACCAAAUAUAGGCAUACCAGCCAUGCACAUGCAGCUCCUCCACUUCGACAAAGUAGCCAUAUUAGACCAAACCACUUUUGGCCCGUCUUCCAAUCUCGCUUUGCCGGGUGGGAAAUGCGUAAAUGGCCCAGUAGGAAAAGAUUGUACAGCCCAUUCUGUUGAGUACGACGUUGUUAAAAACACCUUUCGUCCUCUCACGGUCCAAACCGAUGUCUGGUGCUCUUCCGGUUCGGUGAUGCCGGACGGAACAUUCGUCCAAACCGGAGGAAAUGGUCUCGGCGGAAACGUGGUUAGAGUGCUCAAUUCUUGCCCUUCUGGAGGAUUAUGUGAUUGGAAUGAAAGACCUAAUUCUUUGUUGGCUCCAAGGUGGUAUGCGUCGAAUCAUGUUUUGCCAGGUGGCAGACAAAUAGUUAUCGGCGGUCGCGGGCAAUUCAACUAUGAAUUUUACCCGAAGACCGCCGCGACGAAUAAACUAUUUAACCUUCCUUUUCUAAGCCAAACAAAUGAUCGCGGAGCGGAAAACAAUUUAUACCCUUUGGUCAUUCAGAAUGUGGAUGGCACUUUAUUCAUUUUCGCCAACAACCGGGCUAUUCUGCUUAAUUACAAUACCGGGGCGGUUGUGAAGACAUAUCCGACUCUCCCUGAUGGUAACCCGAGGUCGUACCCGAGUACCGGUUCAGGGGUACUUUUGCCAUUGAAAAAUCUUCAAGGAAGAGUUCAAGCUGAGGUGUUGGUUUGUGGGGGUGCGCCAAAAGGUGCAUUCCAAAAUGCUGCAAGAGGUGUUUUUAUGGGCGCUUUAAACACGUGCGGUAGGAUGAGUAUAACCGAUCCGGUCCCACGAUGGGUCAUGGAAACUAUGCCUCUAGCUCGGGUUCUGGGAGAUAUGAAACUGUUACCCGAUGGCAGUGUUAUAAUAAUUAACGGGGCGGCUCGUGGAACGGCCGGGUGGGAGCUCGGUCGAGACCCGGUUCUUUCACCUGUUAUCUACAAUCCUGACGCACGUUUUGGAGCCCGAUUUACGGUACAAAACCCCUCUACUAGACCGAGAAUGUACCACUCCACGGCGAAUUUACUUCGCGAUGGCCGGGUCCUGGUAGGCGGUAGUAGCUCUCACGGUGGUUACGUUUAUAAAGGUACACCCUAUCCAACUGACUUGAGUUUGGAAGCCUUCUCGCCCUCCUAUUUGGAUCCGGCAUUUGCUCCAUUACGCCCCCAGAUCAUUUUACCUGUUUCGCAAUUCGUGAUCCACUAUAAUCAACCUUUGGUUAUUCGUUUCGUGGUUACCGGAGCGGUGAAUGUUAAUUUGGUCAAGGUAACAAUGGUUUCACCUUCUUUUACUACACAUUCGAUGUCCAUGAACCAAAGGAUGUUGGUGCUAAGUGUUGCGCAAGGUGCCAGACUUAUUGGUAAGUCAACAUAUCAAAUUACUGUCACUACGCCACCCAACAUCAAUCUGGCGCCUCAAGGGUACUACAUGCUUUUUGUGGUGCACCAAAACAUUCCUAGUGUUGGUAUUUGGGUCCAAUUGCUGUAAAAAAAAUAUGAGGAGAAUCUCCAUCUUUUACUGUCGCACAAUCCAUUUGUCUCUUCACGAUGGAAAUUAACUUGAGAGAAGAAGUUUGUAAUUAAUUAUAAAGCAG
This is a messenger RNA of Oldenlandia corymbosa var. corymbosa, 1768 nucleotides long. The record is from the annotation of a GenBank genome assembly. NCBI's taxonomy places the organism in Eukaryota, Viridiplantae, Streptophyta, Magnoliopsida, Gentianales, Rubiaceae.